Chelmon rostratus (copperband butterflyfish) is the source of this 4795-nucleotide messenger RNA. It is a transcript of the gene tsc22d2, whose product is annotated as TSC22 domain family 2. Lineage: Eukaryota; Metazoa; Chordata; Actinopteri; Chaetodontiformes; Chaetodontidae. The transcript is spliced from 3 exons. The record is from RefSeq and is a predicted model, not a curated record. Gene Ontology annotation, biological process: regulation of transcription by RNA polymerase II. The coding region runs from base 669 to 2630 and encodes 653 amino acids.
AGGCUGGAGUUAGCUGCAAUAUUAGCUUACUGCCGCUGUGGUAAAGUGGUUAUCUGUCAGCUAGCUGCUAGUAGCAGCUGCCAAAAGUGAGCUGUCCACACAGCGAGAGGCAAAACUUCGCCAACUUCGAGACGUUUUCUCUGUCAACCGCUGGAUUUUAGGUUCUAUUUGACAAGCCAAUGGAUUUAUUUACAUCAUGAUGUCGCACAUGCUGGGACCGAGGUAGGGAAAACUAGCUAACAGCAGCUAACUCAGCUAGUCGGCGAGAAAUACACAAUAUCGCUGAGAGACAAGAGUGGGCUACGAGACCGGGCCCGCCUCAGACUAAAGUGCCGGUGGCAGCUGCUGAACAAGAACUUUGACAAGGGCCUAUUUGCAACUCCGCUGUCGGGAUACAAGGAGGGCCGAGCGGGUGUCAGAGAGGCCGAGUAGGAGAGCAGCAGUCCCCCGUGUGCUGUGGCCGGACACCGCGGAACGUUUCGGGAGUUUCGUAGGGUCUGGCCCCGGUUGUGACACUUUUCUCCGACGAGAGAGAGGAAGAGGAACGUUAUGGAAAUGUCUUGUGACGGUACGUGUCUUUGUCAUAUCCCUCUGCUGUGAAUUACUUCGCAAGACAUUAGUCCAGCACUUCGUUUCAUCUGGGAGCAGACUUGACGCAGAUAGUCAACAUGUCGAAAAUGCCAGCGAAGAAGAAAAGUUGCUUCCAGAUCACGAGUGUAACGCAGGCUCAGGUGGCAGCCAGCAGCAUCACCGACGACACCGAGAGCCUGGACGAUCCGGACGAGUCCCGGACAGAGGACGUUUCGUCAGAAAUUUUUGACGUUUCUCGGGCCGACAUGGGUGUGUGUGAGAGGAGUUCAUCCGAGGAAACUUUAAACAACGUUGGGGAGCCACAGGAGGGCCAGCCGCCUACCACGGCUCCUGUCAACGGGGGACUAUCAUAUAAAAGUAUUGGCACUGGUCGUGUCACCCCACAUAAUUUAGGAGGAAGUGUGCCUGUGCCAGCUACAGCUCAACCCUUUGUUCCAAGCUCAGCCACCCAUCCGUCGACAGUCAUCAAUUCAGUCCCUGCUGCCACUGCCUCUGCCAAUGUUGCCCACACUGCUCCUGUGAGUACCAGCUGUAGUUCCCGUUUCCGGGUCAUUAAACUUGACCAUGGUAUUGGAGAGCCCUUCAGACGGGGCAGAUGGACAUGCACUGAGUUCUAUGAGAGAGAUUCAGAUUCAAAUGUUAAUCGAACUGUGGAUAGCAUAAAGCCAACUGUAACCCUUGAUCACAGUAUCGACAGGGACAGUGGGCUUGGGACCACUGUUAACUCUGUGGUCACUAGCAGUGCUUUUUCUGCACAGACUUUGGAGAGCACCCUGGACAGUGGUUACUCCGUUGGGCACCUGACCCACGCCCACCCCUCAGAGCCUCUGCAGCAAGGCUACAGCUUGACUCCUCAGAUAGGGAGCGGAGCAAGUGCCUUCCAGCCCACAGGGUAUACAACUACAGCAUCACAGCAACCACAACAGGCUCAAGUCAAUAUGCAGCCUGUUGCUCCCCAAACCUUCCUCUCUAACAGCCUCAAUGGUGUGCACCAAGGUGCCAUGCAGCAGAAGUCUCCCAUUAUGCCUCCUGCCACGCAGGCCCAGCAGUUUGCCUAUUCUAGUCAUCCCACUGGCCUCACAGCUGGCCAGCCAGACUAUCGUCAGCAGCACUUUGGCUCAAGCACUCAGAACCUUCCUAUGUCAGCCCUCCCUGUGGGGCCUCCGACCAGCCAGGUACCCUCGCCUCUAAUUACCAGUACUGGUCCAGGAGCCCAGGGACUGGGCGGAGAGGCAGGCUCAGCACAGGGCCUCCUGCUACAAGUGGGCAGUGUAUCAGCUAUGGCCCCCAUCCUUCCAGGAAGUGGCCAACAGCAGCAUGUCAGCCAGACACAGCCUUCAGGAGGGAUAGGCAUUGCCCUUGCACCUUCCACGACCACCUCCCACAGCGGUGUCCAGAACGCGCUCGCCACAGUGCCCAAUACCACCAACACCCCUCCGGGUGGGGGACUUGUCCAGCCACAGGGAGCCCAUGGAGGAGCCACAACAGGCCUUCCAUCUGGCUUCAGUAACCAGGCAGAAGAUAGUAGGCAGAAGUCUGAUGCCCUACCUCAGCCCAGUGUCGGUGUGGUGCCAGGGAAAGAUGGUGUGAAGCCUUUCAUUGGCGAGGGCCUCAACCUACCCACUCCUGCUGUCAACAGCCUGUUUGGCAUCCACAUUACCAUGAAUGUGGAUGAGGACAGUGCAUCCGGAGCCAGCGUCGUCGCCAUCGAUAACAAGAUUGAGCAGGCGAUGGACUUGGUGAAGAGCCAUCUGAUGUAUGCUGUUCGUGAGGAGGUGGAAGUAUUGAAGGAGCACAUCAAGGAGCUGUACGAGAGGAACUCGGUCUUGGAGAGAGAGAACGCUGUGUUGAAGUCGCUGGCCAACUCGGAGCAGCUCGGCCAGCUGUCCAGUCAGCUCACCCAGGGCAGCAGCACGCCACCACCGCCGCCGCAGCAGCAGCAACAACACCCACUCGUCACAAACAACAACACCCCUCCCUUGGCGCACCACGAGGGGAAUCACAGUAUCCCUCAUCAGCCUAACAUCACGUCGGCGUGAUCCCCCUUCCCCCAGUACACACGCUCAAACACACAUCACCCACGGACAGGAGUGGAAAAUCCUGUCAGUAAAGACAACGACUGCUACCGUCCCCUUAGCUCCAUAAAGCAAAAGGCUCGAGUCUGCGUUCAAUUUGCUCCAUCUGAGGAAAAAUCAACAACAGCGACAUCUUUGUUUGCCACCAAGAGCCAUGCUUCAGUGCGUGCACGUUGCCGUCACCAGGCCUUCACAUUAUUAAGACAUUUACCAGCCCUUGAAAAGUCUUAUUCUGUCCCUGUGGUUGGCUGCAAGAAAGGUGAAAAAGGAGGGGCAGGCGGGUGCACACCAUAAAACUGCUGCAUGCUGUUCUUGUGCAGGAGACGGGGGUCAAAGGGCACAGAGAGCUCGAUUUGUUGGGCCAACAAGUGGUGGAAGAGGGUGUUGCCAUCCCUGCGAGGGCCCUGACCAAGGUCCUGUAACAUCCAGCGGGGAUUGUCCUCCGGCAAUCCCCACCCCACAUCACUCUCUGGCCCGAAAGAUGCCAGAGAACCAAGGGGGGGCAGUGGGGGGAGAGCAUUCGUCCCCCCUGAGCGGGGGACGACGCCAGCCAGCGGGCACCUCGGCUUGAGUUCAGCGAGUCGAGAGCUUCGGCUUGUUAUAUGCUGCAACAAAAGCUUGUGUUGUUUUCUCAGAGCCACCGUACUUUGACAUGAAUCAUAAUACUUUUACAUUAGUUCAGUUUUAGUAUUUGCAUUUAUUUAUUUCAGGGCUGCUAUUUUCAUAAUGUAAAUGAACAAUGUCAUGGAGAUACUUAUUAAAAACAAAAAAGAAACCUUUCUCUUUGGUCUUUUGGUAUUUUAGAAUCUGUCAGGUAUUAAAUUUGGUCGUCUCUUGCAACAGGUAGAUCUCAGUAAGUAGGCAAUAAGUUCCACAAUAGAAAUUUUUCUCUUCAUGAAAUAGAGCUAACACUAAAGCCGAGCUUACAUUAGGUGAAAUCCAGGUUGAAUGUAUAUUUUGUAAAGUGUAAAGUAUUAAGAGAAAGGAGGGUUUGUACAGGAGAACACCUGUUGUUAAGAUGUGAUGGGAUGUUUCGAUAAAGAAAACUAUUAAUUUACUUUUUUUUUUAGACUUUCUUUGUCAAAAUAAAACAAAUUAAUUUGGGGGUUUGGUUGGGGGAUGAAAAGCUGUGAAAAUUGUUCGACCUACUUUAUAACCAAAGACGCAAAGCUGUGUAAGUCUUUUUUUUUUUCCAUUUUUAAAUGCACACUCAUACUUUUUUCUACUCUCUCCUUCCCUAUAUAUUUUUUUGUCGCUGUUUUGCAUGUUCUGCAUGAUCUAUAAUCAAACCACUUUCUUACCUCAUGUUUUUAUCUAGCACUCUUUAUUUUUCUGUCAAGUCGUCAGUCUGUGAAUGAUCGUGGAAGGAUUAACGAAAGAGAAAGGGAACAAUGGGCAGAGAGGGUGGAGGAAGUAGACGGGGGUAUGAAUAAAAAAAGAAAGGAAAGGUGUUUGUGGCGGAUGGAGCGGAGGGCCUUGUGCACAAAACAGUAGUCAGAAAAGGAGCCAUCUUUUUUUUUUUUCAUGUUAAUGCUGUGUUGAGUUUCAUAUGCAGAGAAAAGGUUUUGUUACAUUUGCAGGUUUUAAUGUAUUUAAUGAAUGCAGCAUUUAGAUUUCGAUUGUAGUGUACCAACACUUUGCUUACAAAGAGAAAAAUAAAACUAGACAACAUUAUCCGCAGGAAAAAAAACGAAAACAAUGGAAACUCUUAGACAUUUCACACUUCGAUUGUGUGUCAGAGCAUAUUAUGGGAUGUCCUGUCUGUGUCACGUAUUUUGUGCCUCCUGUGCCGUCGUCUGCUGUCGUCAGGCGAUCCGGUUUCUUUCUCUGUGGCUUAGAACCAAACCAAAAUGCUUGGUAAUCGUACAAUCAGUCAUCUUUCUACAGGAUGGACUCUUUGAUUUCUUUUCUUUUUGCAAAUGGGCUUAUUUCUUGUCUCCUUAGAGUAUUUUUUUUUCCUUUGUUUUUCUUUCGUUUGAAGGAGAUGCCGCGUACAUGCCAAGUGUACUGUAUGAAAGUGAUCACUGAGCCUUGGAGAAAAUAUCUUAACAAUGCCCUUGUAAUGUGCUGUUCAGACAAUUUUAGUUUUCAGUCAAAAAUAAAUUACUGUUUUAUUAAGAAAAUGUCUU